AUGGGCAUAACAACCGCCUCCGCCGACUCCGAAUCGGCGAUCCUCUUGAUCCCCAAGUCAACCAAUCCGGAUAAGAUCCCCAAAGAUGCGUUCCACUUGGCUUACAUAAUAUACUUCACAUUGGGCGUGGGCUAUCUCCUUCCAUGGAACGCCUUCAUCACCGCCGUCGAUUACUUCGCCUACCUCUACCCGGGUGCCUCCGUUGACCGCGUGUUUGGCGUAGUUUAUAUGCUCGUGGGGCUCACGUCCCUGGUCUUCAUCAUCGCGUUCGCUCACAGAUCCAACUCAUAUGUGAGGAUCAAUGUCGGGUAUGUCUUCUUCCUGGUGGCACUGCUGGCUGUACCUCUUAUGGAUGUUUGGUAUGUGGAGGGGAGAGUUGGGGUUUACGGUGGCUAUUAUGCAACGGUGGGAUUCGUCGCAUUGUGUGGAGUGGCGGAUGGAUUGGUGCAGGGCGGUGUUGUGGGGAAUGCAGGAGAAUUGCCUGAGAGGUACAUGCAGGCUGUGGUUGCUGGAACUGCUGCUUCUGGUGUCCUUGUUUCAAUUUUAAGAGUUAUAACAAAAGCUAUAUUUCCUCAAGAUACCCAUGGCCUGAGACAAAGCGCGAACCUUUACUUCAUUGUUAGCAUUGCAGUAAUGCUGUUAAACAUAAUUUUCUAUAACGUGGCUCAUAGGCUUCCCGUUAUCAAAUAUUACAAGGACCUCAAAAGCGUGGCCGUAAAUGAGGAGAAGGAGCAGAAAGGUGAUAUCACUGGGAAGCUAUGGAGAUCGACAUUAUGGGACAUUGUUGGGGCCGUAAAAUGGUAUGGAUCGGGAAUCUUGAUCAUAUACGUCGUGACUUUAAGCAUUUUUCCUGGAUCAGUUACGGAGGAUGUUCAUUCGGCCAUCCUCAAGGACUGGUAUCCAAUCAUUUUAAUUGCCGGUUAUAAUAUAUUUGACCUGAUCGGUAAGACAUUGACCCCAUUGUAUCUCAUGGACAAUGCUAAAGUUGCUAUUGGUGCUUCAUUUGGGAGGUUGUUGUUUUUGCCCCUUUUCUACAUUUGUCUGCACGGUCCUGAAAUUUUCAGGACAGAGAUUCCUGUUACAAUAUUGACGUGUCUUCUGGGCCUUACAAAUGGGUACUUCACUUGUGUCUUGAUGAUUUUGGCCCCGAAAACAGUCCAGAUACAGCAUGCCGAGACUGCCGGGAUCGUCCUCGUGUUGUAUCUCAUCUUUGGUUUGGCUAUUGGUUCAGUUGUGUCCUGGUUUUGGGUCUUCUGA
Molecule: messenger RNA, 1257 nt
Organism: Striga hermonthica
Lineage: Eukaryota; Viridiplantae; Streptophyta; Magnoliopsida; Lamiales; Orobanchaceae
Source: the annotation of a GenBank genome assembly